AUGUCAAGCUGGAGGAAUCACGUGCGCACAAGCCUUCACCAGAGAGACAAAGUGGAGAAAGUCCCAUACGCCGGCGUUUUUACAUGCUGUAAGGGGAAUUAUUUCAUAUUUAACUUUUUGCAGAGGUUCAUUUGAAGUGCCUCAGAUUUGGACUUUUGUUUUCUUUUAGUGUCUCAGCUGGAGGAGCGGUAUGAAAUCCGCAAACAAAUUUUGGAUGAUCUUCUGUGCAAAAGGUUAGACCUACACAACGACACUAAACUUGCACACUCGACUCUGAGAUUUUGAAAACUGAAAUGUUCUUAAUUUGCAGUUUGGGACGAAGUGGAGUCGACAAAGGAAAAGACCCCAGACUACUUCAGCUCCAACUAAGAGAGAGUGAACACAUGCAAGAAAAGGUGGGUCAAAUAAAGUCACUGAUAAACAACUUAGCAUCAACCCCAGACCAUUGGGAAGACAGAAACUACUAUUUAGCACAACAUGAACACAUGUUAAUACAGGGGUUUUAAAGGUUUAGACUGUUGGCCUCCCCUUUGACAAUUUUGGGGAUUGGAUGCCACCUAGUUCAUUCUUUUGGUUUUUUCCUGUUCCUGCAUGCUCAGAGGAUUAAGAUUAUUUCUAAAGCUGUUGGAACUAGAAAAGAAAAAUUAAAAUAGCCCUCUAUUGCAGUUUGAAGGACCUCAAGACCUCCUAACACCAAGAUAGAAUUUGUUCAAAUGCAUCUGUUGGUUUUGUCUGUACAGCGGUGAGAUAAACAGAUCAAAGACCCUAAACUUUUUUUAAUCAUAAAAUCUUAUAUAAUUUUUCAUUCCCAUUUGUCCUAUGCCUCCCCUGACUCAGGUUAAGACUCCUGUGAAAGUCUUAACAUUAUAGAAAAGGUGCCUGUAAAAGUGUUUUAAAAAAACCUAUUAAACUACAUCUUGUGUGAUCCUCUGGUCAUCUAAUCUAUUCAUCCUCUCCUUUUCUUUCUCCUCAGCUGUCUCAGACAGUCUCAGACCUGACCACCGUCUUGUAUCUGAAAGAAGCUGAACUGCAGUACAGGCAGGCACGGUAAUUAAAGUUAAAAUAUGGGCUUAAAAAAUUGCUCUGUCUUCUCUAUCUUCCCAGUGUUAGCCUAGGGGAUAAAUCAGCAUUAGGUGCAAGACCUCUUUAUGAAAUAAUUGGGAAUUUAUUUAUUUAUUUUUAGAAAUAUAGGUCACUCUACUUAAUUAAAUACUUCUGCGUAUGCCGUUUUCUCUCAUUUGCCAUAAAUGUACUGCCUUUUUUUAUAGAUAGAUUUUAUAGAUCAGGAUCUGAAUCUUCAUAGGUCAGAUUCUGUCCAACCCCACAACCCGCUGACUUGCAUUACUCGCACAAAUCCACUUUUAAGGCAUUUAAAGUACCCUGUAUUUGUGAUCCAGAAAAGUUUUUGACACAAAUUCUCCUUGUAUUCCAGAGGGUAGCUAAUAUAUAAAUGUUGUAUAAGUCUUGAGGGGAAUCAUGCUCAGCAGGAUUUUGCAUGAGGUGGUCUUGCCAACAGACUGUGCUCACUGGGUCAUAAAGUUCAGAAUCUAAUGACACAGGAGUGUGUUGAGGCCCCAGGAGGGUGAGUUUUCGCACUCCUCUCUGUAGGACGACGAUGUUAAAUGCUUGGCUGAAGUCGGUUUACAGGAUCCUGACAUACAUGAUUUUCAGAUGAGUCAGCACCUCAUGCAGCGUCAUAGAUGUGCCCCCUUUUGUUGACCAAUUAGGGUUGUGAGCAAAUUGUAGAGGGUGUGGCUAUGAAGGGAGACUGGUGAUGUUGUGAAGUUUGACCAGACAUUCUAGACUUGAGGAAAACAAAACAUUGAAUAUAAUGUGACACACCAAACAACUGUGGCAGUAGUGUUACUGUAUUAGAAAAUGAAAGGUUUAAAUCAUAAUCAGGUCUGAAAAUAAGCCCAAACAUCUGGUAAUCCAGUAAGAUCUUGUUGCUGAGUAUGUGCUGAUUAAUCUGCUUAGUAUUAGUAUCAACUCAUAGUCUCCCUGUUGAUGGGUGUUGGCCUGUUGAUGAAUAAUUCCAAUAAAAUGGCAGUAGCCAGGAUACCCUGAUCACGUAAUUCAACAUGACGACCCCCCUGUACAAUCUAAUUUUACCCAAAAUGCAGCUCUGUCUUAAGUUGUAUUUUUACAGUAUAAAGCUUAUAAAUGUUCAAGUUUGUUGACAUUGUCAGGAACUGUUCCUCUGUUGACAUACACGAAGGGAACUAAAUAUUGGGAAUAUCUUUUAACAAAAUGCAGUCUGUGCCCUUGUGCAGUAUGUUAAUGUAUACAUGACAGUUAGCAAACUCUUACAGUAUCAGUUUUGAUUGGCUUGGAGGUGAUAAGCUUGUAGCACUGUUGAGUUGCCAUUGAAGCCCAGUUUGCCUUGAGCUUGUCUGUAUUUUUGCGUUUGGUGUUACCUAUCUUCCUCCUGACAAAUUUCAUAGAUUUGCUAUGAUGUUCAGGGCACAGUAAUAUGACUUUAAAUUACUUAAAAAUGUUUACCUUUGUUUUUACUUCAAGAUUUCUUUGGCCCCUGAACAAAAUAGGAGAUAUAAAAACAAAAUUUAAAACAGCAAUAAUAGAUUUGAAAACAUUGGUAUUGGCUCUUUUUUGUCAUGGAGCUUCUCUGCUUCAUUGUAAAUUAGUUCAACAUCUUUGGAAAUUUUCACUUGUCUUUUUCAGUGUGUCUCUAUACCGCCAAGAGGCUCUUACACUAGCGAGGAGAAGUAACUCCCAAAGGGCGACCCUUUCAGAAUUACAGCACACUAUAGAGUGUCAGUCCAAAGAGUUGGCAGAUCUACAGGCAGAGGUGAGAGGCCUUAAAAAAGCGCUGGCACAGGCUCGGAGAGAGAAGGAAGAACUCUUACAACGAUGGAUGGACGAGAAGAGAGUGGAGGCAGACCGGUUGAAUAAGUACAAUGACACACAAGAAAGGUGAGCGGUGAACCUCAAGAAUAACAUUGUCCUGGCUUAGAUUAAAAGGAUAACCACAUAUUUUGAGUCUUAUAGUUAUUGGUUGUUGAUUUGUUUCACCAGGUGGCAACGUUUGGCAAAGCAGCUGAAGAAGCAACUCCGUAUUGAAAUUGGGAAAGAGUAUGUCGUGACGAACACUUGGAGUGGUCAGACCGAAAUGCUUCCUACUGCCAUUCACUGUGAGCAUCUCCUCUAAAUAUUACUACAAAAUAUAAUCAGUGCAAACAGUGACAGCUUCUUAAUUCAACACCAGCACUUCCCUUUAAUACUGCAUCCACUGACUCUCAUGGGCACCAACAACCUUCAUCAAGACCAUCAAAAAGGGUCUAGUUGAUGAGGCCAAACAAAAGGGCAAAAGCGCUGAUGAAGGCCCAUAAAACCUUGAUCAAACUAGGAUUAUCACCUUACAGCUCAUUCCUCAACAAACCAGGGAAAUCUAAAUCCAUCAGAGCAGCUAUAAAAUUCAAAAACUGAGUAAUAUGCAAUAUAAGCUGUCUAGAUGCUGCAGGAGGAUUGUUCAGAUUGUGAUUGGUCAGAAUAACCUUGACCUUCUGAGAGACGUGACAAGACUAAUAGUUUUCAGUGACUGUUUGUACCUUUUGCUUGUUUUGUUAUGAUUGAAUAUGCUACAGGAAAAGACUGCACAGCUCUACAACUUGUUUUUUGUAUUACUGCCAAAAGUGGCCACUUCUGGCUCAGUGGCCAAAAAGCUGAUCUGGUAUUUUGUGUGGUAUUUUGUACAAGGCUUGACCUCAGUGUUUCAUAGAUCCUGACGAGUCCUCCAGUCAAGAACAAAGCAAGAUCUCAACCCUGAAAUGACUUUUUUGAUUGGUGGAAUGUGUAGUAAAUCCUUCAGGAGGAUGUUGAACAUCACAUGACGUGUUGUCUGACCUUUAUUUAUUCUCUUCUUGCCCUCAGGGAUCAACAGUACAACAGAGAUUCGGCGGGUGCACUCAGAGAGGGAGCACGUUUCAACUGUGACACAAGUCUAA
Molecule: messenger RNA, 3965 nt
Organism: Xyrichtys novacula (pearly razorfish)
Lineage: Eukaryota; Metazoa; Chordata; Actinopteri; Labriformes; Labridae
Source: the annotation of a GenBank genome assembly